Molecule: messenger RNA, 2361 nt
Organism: Vicia villosa (hairy vetch)
Lineage: Eukaryota; Viridiplantae; Streptophyta; Magnoliopsida; Fabales; Fabaceae
Product: 4-coumarate--CoA ligase-like 9
Exons: 6
Coding region: 111-1769 (552 amino acids)
Molecular function (GO): CoA-ligase activity
Source: RefSeq, a predicted model, not a curated record
AUGUUCCGUGUUUGCUUCAAUUUCAAUAGGCCAAGGCACAUACAUGACAGAACAACGUCCUUUUCGAGAAUCAGCCUAAUCCUCCACUCAAAAAUCUCAAACUCACUCUCAUGGAAGAAGACAACAACUCUAAUCCGAUCGAUCCAAAAACCGGGUUCAACUCCAUAUCCAAAACCUUCCACAGUCUACGGCCCCCACUCAACCUUCCUCCACCAUACGCCUCCAUCUCCGCCGCAACCUACAUUCUCUCCCUCCGCCACAAAUCACCUUCCUCCGACUCCCUCACUUUCCUCAUCGACUCAACCACAUCUCACCAAAUCUCUCACUCCAUCUUCAUCCAACGCUCACAAACCCUCGCCACCAACCUCACCACCCUCCACGGACUCACCAAAAACCACACCGCAUUGGUACUUUCCCCAAACAUCAUCCAGGUGCCAAUCCUCUACUUCGCACUACUCUCCAUUGGCGUGGUCCUUUCACCCGUUAACCCAGCUUCCUCUCCCUCCGAGAUUUCUCACCUCAUUAGCCUCUCGAAACCGAUCAUCGCUUUCACGACGUCGUUUUUGUUUCACAAACUUCCAAAACUCUCACUCGGAACGAUUCUCAUUGACUCGCCCGAGUUCGACGCACUCACCACUGAAGAUAAUAGUUCACCGGUAUCGGUAUCGAUACCGAUACCGCCGGUUGUUAAUCAAUCGGACGUGGCUGCGAUUCUGUACUCCUCGGGGACCACGGGGAAAUCGAAAGGCGUAAUGCUGACUCACCGGAACAUUAUGGCGUCGGUGGCGUCGUACAAUGCCGUUAGGAUUCCGACGGAGAGUCCUGCCGUGUGUUUGGCUGUGGUGCCUUAUUUUCACGUGUAUGGUUUUACCUACCUUUUCAAGUCGGUGGCUAUGAUGGAAACGUUGGUUGUGAUGGAGAGGUUUGGAUUGGAGAAAAUGCUGGGUGCUUUCCAGAGGUUUCGAGUCACUAAUCUUGCGGCGGCGCCGCCAGUAGUGGUGGCGAUGAAUAAAGAGAGAGCGACGGAGGGGUAUGAUUUGUCGUCAUUGAAAUGGCUGGCUUGUGGUGGUGCUCCGUUGGGAAAGGACAACUUGGAUGCUUUCAAAGCAAAGUUCCCUCAAGUAUCCAUUCUCCAGGGAUAUGGGUUAACUGAAUCAACCGCAGGUGUUAUCCGAAUAGUAGGUUCAGAUGAGGCUAGACGAGCAGGUACUACAGGUAGGCUGGGAUCAGGGAUGGAAGCUAAAAUAGUGAACCCCAACACAGGAGAGUCCAUGUCUCCUGGUGAAGAAGGAGAACUUUGGGUUAGAGGACCUCAAAUAAUGAAAGGUUAUGUUGAUGACCCAGUGGCAACUGCUGUUACUUUUGUGGAUGGAUGGUUGAGAACUGGCGAUAUUUGCUAUUUUGACAACGAAGGUUUCGUCUAUGUUGUAGACAGGUUGAAAGAAUUGAUCAAAUAUAAAGGUUACCAGGUGGCUCCUGCGGAGCUGGAACAAUUACUCCAGUCUCACCAAGAGAUAAAAGAUGCUGCAGUUGUUCCAUACCCUGAUGAAGAUGCUGGCCAGGUUCCCCUGGCGAUUGUGGUAAGGCAACCUCAAAGCUGCAUGGGUGAAGCAGAAAUAAUAGAUUUUGUAGCCAAACAGGUUGCACCAUACAAGAAGAUAAGGCGUGUGGUAUUUGUCCAUUCCAUACCUAAGAAUGCAUCAGGAAAGAUACUGAGGAAGGAAUUGUUGAAUAAAAUUCUCGCUCAACGAACAUUUCCUAGGUUAUAAUAAUGCCUUUCACGGAAAAAUGCCCGUGUUAGAAUCUGACAAAAAACAGACGACAACGAUGAUAAUGAUGAUGGGAUGACUAUAAUGCUCUUAAGUAGAAGAAGCUUUUUCAGUGGAGCUUGCAGAAUAACCACCAAUCAAGUUAGGGUUGAUACUAUUAAACUAUCUAUGAAUGAGAGAAAUAAAAACCACCAAUCAAGUUAGGAUUGAUACCAUCAAUAAUGAGAAUUAAACUCAGGAACCCUAGAACCAAUAAUGAUACCACCAAUCAAGAACCAGCUGCAAAAGCUAGGAAUAAAAGGAGAAAGGAACUCUAGAAACGAAGUAUAGCUAGGAAACUUCCUCAAUAAUUGGAAGGAACCAGAGGAGAAUAACAUUUUGGAGAAAAAAAAAUCAAUUUAGUUGGCUAUUGUUUGUAACAACUGCAAAAUUAAAAGGAGGGAUAAUGAAUUGAAUAUUGACAGGCAAGAUCAAACAAGUAUUUGUACAAGCCUGUACUAGUUUAAUAUUGGUGCAAAAACUGAUAACAUUGUUGGUGUAUAAUUACUGUUACUAAAUUAUUAGUAACAAUUUUUUCUCAGUAAUUUAUUGU